AUGGCCGCUGACAAGGAAGCCUUUGUCGACCUCUUUCCUCGUCUCGUGGACGAGAUUAUUCAUGGUGUGGAACAAGAGUACCCUGACUAUGACAAGGGUGCCAUUGCCUGGUUUCGCCGUGUCCUCGAGUACAACUGCCCCGGUGGCAAGAUGAACCGUGGCCUCAGUGUGCUCACCACUUUCCGCCACCUGGUCGCCCCUCGCGAGCCCACGGACCAGGAAAUCGAGCAGUGCAACAUUCUCGGCUGGUGCAUUGAAUGGCUCCAAGCCUUUUUCCUGGUGGCCGAUGACAUCAUGGACGGCUCCGUCACCCGCCGCGGUCAGCCUUGCUGGUACAAACAGGAAAAUGUGGGCACGGUUGCGAUCAACGACAGCUUUCUGAUCGAAGCAGCCAUCUACAAGCUUCUCAAGAAGCAUUUCAAGUCGACGCCCGUCUAUGUCGACCUCCUCGAGCUGAUGCUCGAGACCACCUACCAGACGGAACUGGGCCAGCUGCUGGAUCUGAUUACCGCUCCUGAAGACCAAGUCGUCCUGGACCGCUUCACCAUUGAAAAGCACACCAACAUUGUGAAAUACAAGACGGCAUUUUACUCCUUCUAUCUUCCGGUGGCCAUGGCCAUGUUGCUGGCCGGUGUCAAGGACGAGCAAGCCUUUGCCAACGCAAAGGACAUUCUCCUUGAAAUGGGCAUCUUUUUCCAGGUUCAAGACGACUACCUGGACUGCUAUGGCGACCCGAAGGUCAUUGGCAAGAUUGGCACCGACAUUCAAGACAAUAAGUGCGGCUGGCUAGUCAUUCAAGCCCUGCAGCGCGCCACCCCCGAGCAGCGCAAAAUUCUGGAGGACAAUUAUGCUCGCAAGGAUGCGGCAUGUGAAGCACGUGUCAAGGAGCUGUACAAGGAGCUCAACCUCGAGAAGGUUUACAAGGACUAUGAAGAGCAGCACUACCACAAACUCAUGGGCAUGAUUGACGAGAAGGCUGGUCAACUGCCCAAGGCCAUCUUCACGGACUUUGCUGCCAAGAUUUACAAGCGCCAAAAGUAA
Monosiga brevicollis MX1 is the source of this 1041-nucleotide messenger RNA. RefSeq lists its product as uncharacterized. The record is from RefSeq and is a predicted model, not a curated record. Gene Ontology annotation, cellular component: cytoplasm. Bases 1 to 1041 code for a protein of 346 amino acids. NCBI's taxonomy places the organism in Eukaryota, Choanoflagellata, Craspedida, Salpingoecidae. The transcript has 8 exons. Gene Ontology annotation, biological process: trans, trans-farnesyl diphosphate biosynthetic process. Gene Ontology annotation, molecular function: dimethylallyltranstransferase activity; (2E,6E)-farnesyl diphosphate synthase activity.